Molecule: messenger RNA, 4675 nt
Organism: Vitrella brassicaformis
Lineage: Eukaryota; Vitrellaceae
Source: the annotation of a GenBank genome assembly
GGGACCUUCCAGAAAAGUGAGGGCGACCCUCAUUGGAUGUCCGUGCUGCCUCUGAUGCUGCCUCGCUGACGUGAUCAUUGAUCUCUGACCAUCAUGGUGCCCUCCGUGUCCAUCGGGCCGUACAAGUUGGGGAGCACUCUGGGCGUCGGCACCUUUGGCAAAGUCAAACGUGAGAUCAUAAUCAGAGGCACGGAACGAGAUGCGGGCGCUUACUGCGUUAACGAGAUGCGUUGGUGUUUGGUGGUGUGUUUUGUAUGUGCACUGCAGUGGCUGUGCAUGACACGACGGGUCAGAAGGUGGCCAUCAAGAUCAUCAACAAGUCCAAGAUGCAGUCGAUGGACAUGCACGAGAAGAUCAGGAGGGAAAUCAACAUCCUGCAGCAACUCAGGCACCCGCACGUCAUUCGACUGUACGCACACGCACACACGCCACAACAGGACAGGGCCACUCACAUUGCACCACACCACACACACUCUUGUUGCCUGCCGUGCGACUGUCGUGUGUGUGUGUGUUCAGGUACGAGUUGAUUGACACGCCCACAGACAUCUUUAUGGUCAUGGAGUACGUGCCUGGCGGGGAGCUCUUCGACUACAUCGUCCAAAAGUCGAGGGUAACCACACACCGCACCCAUGGACAGACACCAUGGAGCAUCUAUCUAUCUGUGUGUCAAUCAAUGAUUGUGGUCUUUGGUGCAGCUACACGAGAAUGAGGCGCGUCGUUUUUUCCAGCAGAUCGUGUCUGGUGUGGAGUACUGCCACCAGAACAUGGUCUGCCACCGCGACCUCAAGCCAGAGAACGUGCUACUGGACACCAACCUGCACGUGAAAAUCGCCGACUACGGCCUCUCCAAUCUCAUGAGGUGAGCACAUCGGCAUGCUGGCACUCGCCGCACCACACGCGGCCAUGUGGUUUGCCUUCCUACAGAGACGGCGACUUUCUGAAGACGUCUUGUGGGUCGCCGAAUUACGCCUCGCCUGAGGUCGUCUCGGGCAAGUAAGGCAUGCCACGGCCCGCCGCAAGACACACAUGAAAUGCGAGAUCGUGUAUGCGUGUGUGUGUCAAUCAGGGCGUAUGCCGGUCCAGAGGUGGAUGUGUGGUCGUGUGGGGUCAUUCUCUAUGCCCUCCUGUGCGGCUCGCUGCCAUUCGACGACGAGCACGUGCCGAACCUCUUCAAGAAGAUCAAACACGGUGAGAGGAUUUGCACAGGCGAUGAUGCAUUGAAGGAUGAAAGCUGAGGGAGAAUGGUCGGCACUCUGUCUGUCAGGCAAUUUCACGCUCCCCGGUCACCUGAGUGAGAACUCCAGGAGCCUGAUCGUGCGCAUGUUGGUGGUCGACCCCACCAAGCGGGCCACUUUCAAGGAGAUCAGGUGAGGGGCCACACGCAGCACCACACAGCCGGAUAGAUGGAAUGACAGUGCCUGUCGAUCUGCGUGCAGGAAGCACCCUUGGUUCAAGCAGCACCUGCCCACCUACCUGUCCGCCCCCCUCAAGAACCCCAUGCUGCAAAACGUCGACCACAACCUCGUCGAAGAAAUGAAAAGGGUCGGUGGCGCACCACGGCGGGUGUGUGUGUGUGUGUCGGCAGCAGCAUCUCUUUUCCUCUGUCCUGCCUCUCUGUCAGUUGGGUUAUGACAUCAACGAGGAGACCCUGGUGCUCAAUCCCAAAGUCGGCACUUUUCCAUCCAGGUGCAGUCGGCGCCACUGACCACCACAUGGCUGUGUGUGUGGAUGCCCUGUCUGCUCUCGCUUCAGGGAGACGGUGGCGUACCAACUGCUGCUCGACAAACGAGCCAAACAGUCCUCUUACUCAAGUAGGGAGGGCUGGAGGGAGGGAGGAUAGCGCGACGAGUGAAUGCGCACCAUCAACACACACGUGGUCAUGCGCUGUCCGUCAGACAUGCUACCCAUGCCAUAUCGCGAGCGCGAGAACCUCCCGCCCGUCUUUCCAAAAGACGUCCAGAAAAAGGUCAGUCAGUCGGUCGGUCGGUGCACAGAGUUGUACGUGUCCAUCUGUGCGUGCGCCCUGUGUGGGCGUCUCAGAUAGCGAAUCUGCACCAGAUGGGCGUCUUGGGAGUCGACGCCGCCUACAUGGACACCAACCCAGCGGUACGAUCAACACACCGGGCUGGCUGCCUGUAUGUCUGCCUGCCUGUCUGCCUACUUGUCGUCACUGGUCAGAACUCGCCCAUCGCGCCUGGUGCUCCCCUGGCAGGUCAGCGGACGCCGUCUCCUUUGCAGGGCGGGCCGUACGACUACUCGCCCGGCAACCUGGCGUGGUCAUCAUCCCGGUGGAAGCUGGGCGUCGAGUCGCUCCUGGACUCAUCCACACUCGUCAUCGCCGUAAGCAGACACGCAGAGAGAGAGAGAGCGAGACGAAUAAGGAUGCCCAUGCAUUGUGUGUCAAUAAUUCAUGGAUCAGAUCUUGAAUACGCUCAAGAAGUUGGAUUUCGAGUGGUGCAUGGUGUCGCCUUACAAGCUGCGCUGCCGCCCCGUCCGCCGCCCGCCCCCCGAGACUUCCCACCCCACCAACAGUGACAAUGCCAGCGCCACACAGCAGCAGGGCCACCAGCCCACCCAGUCGGAGGACGCCUCGUCCACACACGAGACUGGCGGUGGGCAGCAGGCCGGCAGCAAUCAGCCCGACGCGUCUGUGUCUGGCACCAAGAGCCCUGAGGGUGGCGGCAGCACGAGCAGCCAGCAACAGCAACAGCAACAGCAGCAGCAGGCGGCGGGCAACUUCAAGCCAUCGAGUGCGUCCUCGUCAGCGUGGCGUGACCACCAGGACAUCGUGCUGACGGUGCAGCUGCACAAGAUCGCCUCCUGCCGCUACCUGAUCGACGUCCAGCUGUUCGAAGGCCCAUCCAUCGGUACGGUCACCUACAAACAAACACACACAUUCACGUCAGCCAUUGAGUGAAUGAAUGGUUCUCUGGUGUGAUGUGUGUUUGUGCAGCUGUGAUGUCUCAGGCGCUGCUUGUGACGUCAGCCAUCUUUUCUGCGGUCCAGCAGGUGCAGCAAACGCAUCAGCAGAACCCCGGCCACCCCAACUGGUCGCCCACCACGCCGAUACGCCUCGGCUCGCAUGGCGGCACACAGGGGUCCGGACACAGGCUGUUCGGGCCGUGAUUCAUUGAUCUAUGGGAGGGACAGGCAGACAAGGCAGAAGGUUUGUGCCGCUGUGUGCUGCGCGUACGUAUACAUGGAAGAUCGCUGAUCGAUACGCAUACGCAUACGCACGAUACGCAUACGUAUACGUAUACGUAUACGUCUGCUUGUGCGUAGAGCGGACUGAGUCACCAACAGACAACCAAACGUCGAGCGUCUUUUCGCUGGCCGUCAAUUACCGAUUUGACUGACUGACUGAUCGGAUCCAUUCAUUGCAGCCUCGCAUCACAGCUGAGUGAGUGAGUGAGUUGAGUGGCGAUGUCUGUCACGACGGCCACGUUGAUCACAGUGCUCCUUUGCCUCGCCGCCGCCACCAAUGCCAAGGCUGCAGGCACACAGCAUUCACAGACACACAGACAGACAGUCACGUGCGUGUCUCUCUCUCUGUGUGUGUGUGUUGGACGGCAGAGAGAGCCGCAUCAUCAUCUCUGCGCCAGGGCACCAACGUCCGGCUGAUCCCUCAGCUGACAUCGGCCCUCUUCGGCCCCACGCCAGCCGCACAGCCCACGCCAGCCGCCCCUGCAGCCGCCACGCUGCCGCCCACACCCAUGGCCACACACAUCGAAAGUAACCAAACAAACACUCAUUGGCUGUCUCCCUGUCUGUCUGCGAUGGAUGGAUGUGUGUGUGUGUGUGUGUGGUUGGAUUGGAUUGGAUUGGGUCAAUCGAUCGGUCAGCGUUCCACAAGGAGCGGCUGCAUGACGAGAUUCAGGAACUCGCAGCAGAAAACGCCAAAAAGUCAGUCAAUCACUCACUCAGCACACACGAGGACACACUGAAUGGCUCUCUCUUUCUCUCUGGUGUCACUGAUUGGUGGAUGAGUGCAGGCAGGAGAUCAUCCAGAAACUCAGUGAGCCCACACACUAACAACACCCACACACAUCCAUCGAUGUGUCUGUGUGUGCAGAGGAGGAGCCGGUCGGGUCGUCGCCGUUGGGCAAACUGGCAUACCAAACAUUCCUCUCCAAGGCAACACACACACACACACACACACAUACAAGGGAGACACACGAAGAGAGAUUCCCACGUCUGUGUGUCUGUGUGUCGAUGGGUUGGUUGACUGACUGGCAGCAACUCGCCCGUCUGCAAUAUCUCCACAACCGACUCCGCGAAGAGUCAUCAGACACACAGUCACACAACAAGAGCAGCAGCUGAUGAGCGUGUGUGUCUGUGUGUGUCUGAUGUGUGCAGGUGGGCCAAGGUCGAUCCGGCAAAGGCAGCAGCCGACAUCGUGUUGGUGGGAGAGAACCAGGUCAGACAGUCAGCCAGACACAGACAGACACACGGUGGAUGUGUGCAUGAUUGUGUGCGCUGUGUGUGUGUUGUGUGUGUGGUUAGUUGGAGUAUCGAACGAGGCAUGAGCGUGAGAUGCAGGACAGACAAGUCGCUGACGACACACAAUGAUCAACGGACGAACUGAGAGUGACUGAGAAAGUGACUGAUGGAGUGGAUUGAUGGGUGCAAUGCAUGACAGACACAGAGAAUCGCCGGCCACACGAAUUGAAUGCAU